AUAGACGACUUUGCCCAUAACGAAUAGCUUAGAGGAAGAGAAGACAAUCCUGGAGGAAGGGAAAACUGAUCUAAAAUUUAUAUAUCUAACUAUGUGAAUAUGUGUUUGCACACAUACAUAUUCACUCUGCAAUAGUAUUAUAUUACUGUUGAAUAUUCAAAUAGAGGGCAAUGUGACUAAGAAUAAAAUUGUUCUAUACAGGGAAAAAAAAAAAAAAGGUUUGUGAAUAAAAUCCACACUUGAGAUUUGUAUUAUUAAACUUGAACAAUAUAUUUUUCUUUAUAUAUAAAUAUAUGUAAUUAAAAUUAUUGAAAAAUAUUGCCAUCAAUUAUAUAACACGUUAUAAUUAAAAUACGAGAAAAUUAAAAAAACUAAGGAUCUACAUAAUAAUAUUCAAAAAUUCGAAAUAAAUGCAUCAAUAAAUAAAUAAUAAGAAGGGGAAAAUCCAAAAAUUAUACAAAGAGGAAAAAAAAUAAAAAUUGAGUAUAUAAAUAACUAUAUUGUACACUUGGCACAGAAGAUGACUCGUGAUGCAAGGAUGAAAUGACGUAGGCUGCGUUCCCCCGUUACGUCACAAGUAAGUGAGAUUGAGGAGGGAGUGGAAAAAAAGAAGGAAGGAAGGAGGAAGGAUGAGCGCAAUGUAGAUACUGUUUCUCUAUGUAGCCUGUGAUUUACACCUGCGAUGAUCUAAUGCAAAGCAAUACAAACCCUUCUCUAAAAGCCAUAAAGCUGUCCGCAAAUGUGAUGCACAGAUUUGCACAAUCAAAGCGACAUCGCGCUUAUAUUGGGUGGAUGUUAUAUUUAAACUCUCCGUGAGCGGAUAUUGUGUUUAUUUUCUCCGGGUCGGUCCUGCUGGAGCUGCACCGGGCCUUUGCUAUGCAGUAAUGGAGCAGCUAUUAUUUCUUGUAAUUUUCUACUUGCUUCCUACUCUCAUCUCGUCCAUACAUAAUUCAACGACCGGAGGAUGUGCAAUCAUUCGUCCCCCCAGAGACGGAGGGAUUCGCUACAGAGGACUGACUCAGGAACAGAUCCGCAGUGUGCAGAUCUUGCCGGUAGACUAUGAGAUAGAAUAUAUCUGUAGAGGAAGCAGAAUUAUUGUGGGGCCCAAGGUCCGAAAAUGCCUCCCCAAUGGCACCUGGACUGACAUGAACCAGCUCAGCAGAUGCUUAUUGGUUUGCCCGCGUUCCUGGAUGUCUCUGGUGAACGGGAGGGUGGCUCUGCUGCCCCCUGGACAACCAGUAGAGGGCACAGUUCUUCACUACAGCUGUCAUGCUGGCUUCCUAUUGGAGGGUUUCAAUAUCUCACACUGUACCAAGCUGGGCAAAUGGGACUCACCUAAACCAUUCUGUAUCUAUGACAGUAACUAUACAGGCAAGAAGAAACUGUACAUCGGAGCUCUGUUUCCCAUGAGUGGAGGAUGGCCCGGUGGUCAAGCGUGUCUCCCCGCUGCCCAGAUGGCUUUAGAUCUCGUGAACAACCGGACCGAUAUUCUGCCGGACUACGAGCUGGAGCUCAUUCAUUACGACAGUAUGUGUGAUCCAGGAGAGGCCACUAAACUGCUGUAUGACUUGCUGUACACAGAGCCCAUAAAGAUCGUCUUGAUGCCGGGUUGCAGCUCUGUGUCAACGCUUGUGGCCGAGGCGGCACGCAUGUGGAACCUAAUAGUGUUUUCAUACGGCUCCAGUUCUCCAGCUUUAUCCAACCGCCAGCGCUUUCCCACUUUCUUCCGUACGCACCCGUCAGCAACUCUGCAUAAUCCCACACGUGUGCGGCUCUUCCAGAAGUGGGGAUGGACAAAGAUUGCCACCAUCCAGCAGACCACUGAAGUCUUUACCUCAACUUUGGAUGAUCUGGAGGAGCGUGUGAAGGAGGCCGGCAUCGAGAUAAGCGUUAGACAGAGCUUCCUCACAGAUCCCGCAGUGGCUGUCAAAAACCUGAAGCGUCAAGAUGCUAGAAUCAUAGUCGGCCUCUUUUACGAGACUGAAGCCAGAAAGGUGUUUUGCGAGGUCUUCAAAGAGAAACUCUAUGGUAAGAAGCACGUAUGGUUCCUCAUCGGCUGGUACGCAGACAACUGGUUUAAGAUCAAAGAUCCAGCCAUCAAUUGCACAGUGGAGAACAUGACGGAAGCUGUGGAAGGGCACGUCACCACUGAAAUCGUCAUGCUAAACCCGGAGACUGUCCGCGGUGCCUCCAACCUGACCUCCCAAGAGUUCCUGGCCCAGCUGAUGUCACGUCUCGGGGGGAAGAAUCCGGAAGAAACGGGCGGAUUUCAGGAAGCUCCGCUGGCGUAUGAUGCUGUGUGGGCUCUGGCACUGGCCCUCAAUAAAACGGUGGCCCCUCUGAGGGCCAAAGGCUGGGCAUUGGAGGACUUCAACUACAACAACAAGGAAAUCACUGCUGAGAUUUACCGAGCCCUCAACACCAGCUCGUUUGAAGGAGUGUCUGGUCAUGUCGUGUUUGAUGCUCAAGGUUCACGUAUGGCCUGGACACUAAUUGAGCAACUGCAAGGUGGGAGCUACAAGAAGAUUGGAUACUAUGACAGCACAAAAGGCAACCUGUCCUGGUACGGAAACGACAAAUGGAUCGGCCUUGGCCCUCCGGCAGACCAGACCAAGGUGAUUGAGGAGUUUCGUUACCUUUCCCAGAAGCUCUUUGUAUCGGUGUCUGUCUUUGCCGGGCUGGGAAUCCUUCUGGGCAUAGUUUGCCUUUCCUUCAACAUAUACAACAGUAGCGUCAGAUACAUUCAGAACUCUCAGCCCUAUCUGAACAACAUGACGGCGGUGGGCUGCGUGCUGGCAUUAGCAGCUGUCUUUCCUCUGGGCAUCGAUGGCCUCCAUAUCCAACGAUCACAGUUCCCCGUGGUGUGCCAGUUUCGCCUGUGGCUGCUUGGACUAGGCUUCAGUUUAGCCUAUGGCAGCAUGUUCACCAAGAUCUGGUGGGUUCACACCGUCUUCACCAAGAAAGAUGAGAAAAAAGAGAAGAGAAAGCAUUUGGAGCCGUGGAAGCUGUAUGCGACCGUUGCAGUUCUGCUGGCUAUUGAUGUUCUCUCUCUGCUUAUCUGGCAGAUCGUGGACCCUCUGCACAUAACUGUGGAGAAGUUCACUAAAGAGGCUCCUAAAGAAGAUCUAGAUGUGUUGAUUCAGCCUCUUCUCGAGCACUGCAGUUCAGAAAAGAUGAACACGUGGCUUGGUGUGGUGUACGGCUACAAGGGACUUCUGCUGCUGCUGGGAAUCUUUCUGGCCUACGAGACCAAGUCCAUUUCCACGGAGAAGAUUAAUGACCAUAGAGCGGUUGGCAUGGCCAUCUACAAUGUAGCUGUGCUGUGCAUGAUUACUGCUCCAGUGACCAUGAUCCUCUCCUCUCAGCAGGAUGCUUCUUUUGCAUUCGCCUCUCUGGCCAUCAUCUUCUCUGUCUACAUCACCCUCGUGGUGCUCUUUGUGCCCAAGAUACGGCGUUUGAUCACUCGUGGCGAGUGGCAGUCGGAGCAGCAGGACACGCUGAAAACCGGCUCGUCCACCAACAACAACGAUGAGGAGAAGUCAAGACAGCUGGAGCGCGAGAACAGGGAACUCCAGAAGAUCAUUCAAGAGAAGGAAGAAAGAGUGACGGAGCUGCGGAAUCAGCUUGCAGAACGCCAGGCCUUGCGCUCUCGCAGACGCACGUCUGUCCAGAACCAGAACCAGAACCACAGCGUCCCGUCAUCUCAAGCCGAACCCCCCAGCUACUCCCCCGUAACAGACAAACAGUCCCUGCCUCCGUCCUUCUCCAAUUCUUCCAACCUGUACCAGGGCGAGGGCAAACUGAGCCGAAACAACUGCCACAACAGCCGUCUGCCACUCCUGUACAAAUGAGUCGGGGAUGGAGGAAUCUCAAGAAGGCAAUGUAAAGUUGUAUCUGUAGUUUAUGUACUUUAUUUUGAAGUCGAUGAGUUUUUAACUCCACUUUUGGAUUCCUGACUUCCUAAUUGUUCACUUUUGAUAACUCACUAUCUCAGUUAUAAAAACACAUUAUUAUUUUUUUUGUAAUCCACUUUCUGCUCCAACUACUCUACCAUUCAAUGGUUUGGGGUCAGUAAAAUUUUUUUACGUUUUUGAAAGAAAUCACUCACCAAGUCUGCAUUUAUUUGAUAGUAAAAACAGUAGUAUUGUGAAAUUUUAUUACGAUUUAAAAUAACUGUUUCUAUUUUAAUAUACUUUAAAAUGUAAUUUAUUCCUGUGAUACAAAGCUGAAUAUUCAGCAUCAUUACUCCAGUCUUCAGCGUCACAUGAUCCAUCAGAAAUCAUUCUAAUAUGCUGAUUGGCUGCUCAAGAAAUAUUUAUUAUUAUUAUCAAUGGUGAAAACAGUUGUGCGGCUCAUAAGUUUUGUGGAAACCAUGAUACAUUUUACAGGAUUCUUUGAUUAAUAGAAAGUUCAAAAGAACAGCUUUUAUUUGAUCUUUUGUAACAUUAUAAACAUAUUUACUGUCACUUUUAAUCAAUUUAAUGCAUCCUUGUUCAAUAAAUAUAUUAAUUUCUUUGUCAAAAAAACAAAAAACAACCUUACUCACCCCAAACUUUUGAAUGUUAGUGUAUAAGGAAACAAAAAUUCUGUUGCACAAUCAUUGAGUGUGGUGCUUUCAGACAAUAGAAACCAGUGAUGUCAGAAAAUAGUAUGUACUUGUGCAUUUAUCAAACCUUCUGAAUAGCACAAAUAAUAAUUUCAUAUUGACUUGUCCUUUAGGUUAUGUUGAGGCAUUUACAAUGGAAGGAGGAUUUAAAAGCAAAAACUUGAAGCAUUUUUAAAAAUUAUUCUGUUAAAACGUGUUUUAUUUGAGCUGUAAAGUUGUUUAAAUAGUUUUUUUUUUUGAUAGCAACAGUUUAUUAUAAUAAAAUCAUGUAAACAUGCAUAUCAUGUGACUUUACUUUUGAAGCAGCGAGUAUUUAAAAUCAACAGUCAAAUGGAAAUUUAAAUUUAAAAAUCUGUUUAAAUUUUGACCUUGUAAUGUUUAAUCAAAAUGAAAUAACUAGAUCUCAGUUAAAUCAAUUCAUAUAAAUCAAGUAAUUUAUAAAUACUUUUGUUUCAUUGUGAAUUCAAAUGUUUGCUUUAAAUGUUUCACUUCCAUUGUAAAAGCCUCACUAUAAGCCAAGUCUUUCCUUGUUUUGACGAAAAAGAGGAACAAAUGGGGAUCAGUUUUGCUAAGGAAUAUUGUGAAUUGAGCUCAACUUGUAUUGAACCUGUAAUGUUCCUUUAAGAGAGUGUUAACGUAAAGGCCAAAUAGACUGCUCUCCAAAUGCUAGAGAGUGACUUAAAUCAGGUUUGUGCUCUGUCAUUAUUGUGCCCUUGACCGUAGCACUUAAAUCGGAGUUCUUCAAGGGGAACUGACUGUUUUUGCAAUUGGACCUCGGUAAAUCCCUUUGGAUGAAGCGUCUUUUAAACACUAGGACAGGGGUGUUUAGGAAGGAUUGUGUGGGUGCUGGAGCCAGACCCGGUCAAACAUUUCUUUGAAUUAUUUUGUUGAGUGACAGCGAAGGAAGAAGAGCGUGUCUCUGUGCUUCACUUAGCAUCUGACGAGACUGUCACUUUAAUGAGACAGACAUUGCAUUGCACCAAUAGACGGUAUCAGAUGAAUUGUUCUCGCUCUCAUCCAGUUCACAAAGGAAAUGAGACAAGGUUUUAGCCGAACCUGUGAUUUACUUACUCCUAGAGGUAUUUGACCCGAGUCUGGUCGAUACUCUAUUUUCCUCGUAUGCUUUUUCUCCUUUAAUCCCUACGGCCGUGUGCCAGGGUGCUUUAAUGGUUUUCUGUCCUUGUCUCAAUGUCUCCGACUCCUGUUUUUUACAACCGUAGUAGUAGAAGUGAAGUGGAGUAAAAUGGAAAAGAAUAAAAGAAGAAUUUGUUUUGGUCUGGACUGUACAAAACAAGCAUCGGUUUGUUUUUUCCUCCUAUUAUCAUACAGUUGAGAUAAUUGGCUUAUUUGUUUUACAAAUCAUCUGUGAUGUUUGUGAUUUGUGUGUGUUACGUCACAGUUUGAGUAAAAAACAAGCACAGGCCUCUUAAACAGCUUCUGUAGCUUUUGCACUUUUGGGGCAAAUUUAUCAAACAAACACAUCUCACAACACACAACAUUGUAAGGUGAUUUUUAAUUAAUGUAUAUUUAUUAUUUAUUUAUUUUUUUUGGUGUGCACUCUGUCCAAAUUAUUGAUUUUCUUUGCCAUAUUCAAGACCAUUACUUCGUCUGUGUAAUAUUUAUUUAUUGAAUUUUUUUAUCAUAUAUUGAUAGUUUUAAAAAUUAUUUUAUGCCUCUUAUGAGUGACAGUAGACAGUAUUGUGCUCUUCACAAAUGUCUUUCUCCAUAUUAUACAUUUCUUCCCCCAAAUUCAAGGCCUUUGCUUGGUCUGUGCAAUAUUUUAUUUCAAUAUUUAUUUGAUUAUUUAUUGUUAGUUUUUUUUAGUUAAUUUAUUGUUUUGUUUUUUAUGGUUAAAAAUUAUUUUGUGCCUCUUUCGAGUAACGGUAAACAAAUGAGUGCUCUUCACAAUUGUUUAUGUGUGUUGUAAGAAUGAUAGCACACUUUUUGUAAAAUUUUUAAAUUAUAUUUAUGACCAUUCUUUAACAUUUAAACUGUUAUGCUUGGAGCCUUUCCCAAUUAUAUAUCACCUCAUAAACACAUAGUCAUAGUGGCAGAAAUCAUAGAAACUAUAACCAUAAAAUUAGAUCUAUAAAAUUGUAUUGACUCUCUCCUCUUGUAUUUUUUAUUUUAUUUUUAUUAUUAUAAGAAGUAGAGUCAAUGCUUAAACUUUUGUACCUGUGGACAAUCUCUAUGUGUAUUUAGAAUUAUUGCAAUAUUACAGUGGUGUAAUAUUUAUUUCCUAUGGUAAGACAAUCACGUAAUACUUGUUUACACAGUAAUACAAUAUUUGGGAAUUUUAAUUUAAGUUGUGCAUUGCUGCAUGUUUCAUUCUUGUAUAAAAAGUACUUGUGUAUAAACUAACUAACAUAUAAGAAGCAAUGAUUCACAGUUGGUGACUGACAGCUAGGCAUAGUGUACAGCACAUUGACUUCCCUCUAUAUAUCAACAUUCUAGUAAUGUAGCUCAGGGUGUGUGACUAUAUACUGUAACACUUGACACACGGUAAAGGUACAAUCUGUAAUUUCUGAAACAGUGCCUUUUGAAUGGAUGGGAUGGGUUCUUUGGAAACAUCUGUGUGGAGUCACCGCUGACGCACAAGGGAGGGUUCUUGUUAUUCUGAGGCAUUUCUUUCUCUAAAGGUUCUGCGGAUACAGCAGUUAUGGAUUUUCCUUGAACUGUUUCCUUGAAUUGUCAGGUGUGUGCACUAUACCACGAGGAAUUUCUUUUGAUACUUCCAAGCGUCAAAAAACUUAAUGUAAUUAAUUCCCUUGUAAUUUUUCAACUGACAAAAACUGUAUGUAUGUUAAGCUUUAGAAAGUUUCUCUAAAUAUGCAAACUUUCUGGAUGUCAACAUUCAAUAAACUCAUUAUUUUGCACUGAGAGUGCAGCCAGGAUUGUUUAUGAUCGAGUCUCAAGAUCUGAUGCAAGACAUGUAAAACCCUGGAUACAUAUGUAUAUGUAUAUAUAUAUAUAUAUAUAUAUAUGUAUAUGUGUGUAUAUA
Molecule: messenger RNA, 7607 nt
Organism: Onychostoma macrolepis
Lineage: Eukaryota; Metazoa; Chordata; Actinopteri; Cypriniformes; Cyprinidae
Gene: gabbr1a
Product: gamma-aminobutyric acid (GABA) B receptor, 1a
Exons: 24
Coding region: 885-3851 (988 amino acids)
Biological process (GO): gamma-aminobutyric acid signaling pathway; G protein-coupled receptor signaling pathway
Cellular component (GO): G protein-coupled receptor heterodimeric complex; membrane
Molecular function (GO): G protein-coupled GABA receptor activity
Source: RefSeq, a predicted model, not a curated record